Molecule: messenger RNA, 822 nt
Organism: Amphiprion ocellaris (clown anemonefish)
Lineage: Eukaryota; Metazoa; Chordata; Actinopteri; Pomacentridae
Product: fucolectin-1-like
Exons: 3
Coding region: 1-579 (192 amino acids)
Source: RefSeq, a predicted model, not a curated record
AUGUUUAUGAAUGAAUCACUUGUCAGUUAUGGUCAGCACAGAGGUAUAAAUGAUUUGUUUUUGGUGCACACAUCCAAACUGCAUCUUCUUCCAAGACUGCUGCUACUUCCUAAGCUUCAUGGUAAAAAUAUUGCCAGAGGUGGACAAGUGGCUCAGUCUUCAGUGGGUUGGUCAGGUAUCCCUGAAAGAGUCAUUGAUGGGAAUCGUGACAGCACCUAUAAACAGAGGUCAUGUUCCCACACCAAACGUGAACUGAAGCCAUGGUUGAGACUGGACCUCCUGAAAAUGUUUAAAGUCAAAACCGUCACCAUCACCAACAGAGGAGACUGUUGCUCUGACAGACUCAAUGGAGCUGAGAUCCGCAUUGGAAACUCCCUUAUUGACAACGGCAACACUAAUCCCAUAUGCACUGUGAUCAAGUCCAUCACUGGCGGGAGAACCGAAACCUUUGAGUGUUAUGAAAUGGAAGGCCGCUACAUAAACAUCGUGAUUCCCGACAGAAUGGAAUACCUGACACUGUCUGAGGUGGAAGUUGAAGGAAUAGAAGUUUCCACUGAUGAUGACUGCAAAUUAACCUAAAAACUUUCCUUGAACUUCUUUUUUUCUGCUCAGUUGAUUUUCAAGAUUACUCUUACAAAUCAAGCCCUCAGAUUAAUCGAAGUGUUAUUAAUUCCUAUGAUAAUUAAAUCAUUUUCUCAAACAUGUACAGUCUGUAUGGACAUUAAACCCUAGCAUCACAUGUUCAAUUUAACAAAAUUCUGGACUUUCUGUCCUCUAUGGGAUAAUUGAAAUUAAAUGGUGGUCUCUGCUUCUAGCAUAUUA